This is a messenger RNA of Contarinia nasturtii (swede midge), 2495 nucleotides long. RefSeq names its product glucose dehydrogenase [FAD, quinone]-like. The record is from RefSeq and is a predicted model, not a curated record. Bases 216 to 2072 code for a protein of 618 amino acids. NCBI's taxonomy places the organism in Eukaryota, Metazoa, Arthropoda, Insecta, Diptera, Cecidomyiidae. The transcript has 4 exons. Gene Ontology annotation, molecular function: flavin adenine dinucleotide binding; oxidoreductase activity, acting on CH-OH group of donors.
UUGAUCAAGUACGAUCGUUUUCCGCAAUAUAAAUUGCAUUUCGCGUGCAACAAAAAUAAAUAACAGUGAAUAAAGUUAAUGGAGACAGGAUAUGCCCAUUGAGUUUUCACUGAAUCAAAGUCUUAUUUACAUAGCACUGUUUCGCGCUAACAGUGAUUUUUUUUUAAAGUUUUAUUUCAUUUCUUGCUAUAAUAGGAAAAAUUUCAAGUGUCAAAAUGAAACGUAACUGUGCAUUUGUUAUUAUAAUAAUUUUAUGUGGUGAACUGUGUUUGUCUCAUGGUCAACUUUUAUCGUCGAUAAUGGAUUUUGUUUAUCGUGGCCAACGUAAUGCAGCAAUUGAAGAUCUUGAUGAGACAAAAGACAGUCAACGAUCACAGUUCGAUUUCAUUAUUGUUGGAGCUGGAACGGCAGGCUGUGCGUUGGCCAGUAGACUUUCGGAAAAUCCAAAUUGGAAAAUUCUUUUGCUUGAGGCUGGCGGCCAAGAGAGUUUACUUAUGGAUAUUCCGCUCAUAGUGAAUUUUUUACAAUUGAAUAAUCAAGUUAAUUGGGCAUAUAAAACACAAAGCAGUAAUUCGUCGUGCUUAGCAAUGAAAAAUAAUCGUUGUCAUUGGCCCAGAGGACGUGUUAUGGGUGGAUCAAGUGUUUUGAACUAUAUGAUUUACACACGUGGUAAUCGUCGUGAUUAUGAUAACUGGGCCGCACUCGGUAAUACUGGCUGGAGCUAUGCGGAAGUUUUACCAUAUUUUAUGAAAAUGGAAAAAAAUCUUGUAAAAAGUAGUUCGUCUUAUAUGCGAGGUAAAAAAGGACCAAUCACAGUAUCAGAAGUACCAUGGAAAUCGAAAUCAGGAAAGCAUUUUGUGAACGCUGCCAAAGAUCUAGGAAUUCCAUACGUUGAUUACAAUGGAAAAACACAAAUAGGAGUGUCAUACUUACAAACAAACACCAAAAAUGGAGCUCGUGUAAGUUCAAACGUUGGAUACUUGUAUCCAUUUAAAAAGCGAAAAAAUCUGUUUAUCCGUAAAAUGAGUCAGGUAACAAAAGUUCUAAUCAAUCCCAUCACAAAAGUUGCAUAUGGUGUUGAGUACAAAAAAAAUGGACGAUUACAUGAAGUUUAUGCAAGUAAAGAAGUGAUUCUCAGUGCUGGUGCUAUAAAUAGUCCACAAUUGCUAAUGCUCAGUGGCAUUGGUCCAGCUGAUCACUUACAAAAUAUGAAUAUUCCAACGCUUGUUGGUUUACCAGUUGGUUAUAAUUUAAUGGAUCACACGGCAGCAGGAGCUCUUACGAUCAAAGUGAAUGUUACUACGCUUGGGCCAAAUGUGCUGGGCGUACAAGAUUUUUUCGAUUUUCAAAAUGGCAAAGGAAAACUUACAUCACCUGGUGGCUGUGAAUCUUUGGUAUUUUUAGAUUUGGAACAUCAAAAUGAUUUUGAUGCAUGGCCCGAUAUUGAACUGCUUCAAAUCGCUGGAUCAAUUUAUUCAUUCGAUUUUCUUCGUGACAAUUUCAAUUUACGUGAUGAUUUGAUUAAUAAAAUGUUUGGAAAUUUGAUUGCACAUCAAACGGACGCGUUUAUGGUUUUUCCGAUGGUAUUAAGACCAAAAAGCCGUGGUCGUAUUAUGCUAAAAAAUAACAAUCCACUAAUUUAUCCACGAAUCUACGCAAACUAUUUCAGUGAUCCAGAAGGUUACGAUUUACGUGUAUCUGUGAAUGGCAUUAAAAAGCUUAUAGAAAUGCUACAAACACCAUCAAUGCGACAGAUAAAUGCUCGUCUACAUAAAGCACCUUUGCCGGCUUGUGAGCAUCAUGGUUUUGGUACCGAUGAAUAUUGGGCUUGUUAUACGAGACAUUUCACAUUAACCAUUUAUCACUAUUCGGGAACAUGCAAAAUGGGACCGUCAAAUGAUCCGACCGCUGUUGUUGAUCCACGUUUGCGUGUCUAUGGAAUUGGAAAUCUGAGAGUUGUUGACGCAAGUAUAAUGCCAGAAAUUGUAGCAGGCCACCCAAAUGCACCGGUUUUUAUGAUAGCCGAAAAAGCAGCUGAUAUGAUCAAAGAAGAUUGGAAUAGUUACGUGUAAGCGCCUUUCCUAUUAUGUUAAGAUAGUGGGAUAACAAACGACUCAAAACCCAUCACCCAUCGAUUUAAGCAACAUUUUUGAACUGGUCGUAAUAAGAGUCAAAUGCAUACAAACCGAAUUUCGUGGUAGUGUUUUUGUUUCAGCUGUUGAAUUAUGAUUCGAAAUAAUGCGGAAGAAAGUGAAGGAGUUUUUUUUUUCAUAUUUUUGUGUGGGAAUGAAAGUUAUUUUGACAAAUUGACUGUGCGCCAUUUAUCGAUUAAUGUAGACCUUAAUGCAAACAAAACGCUUUGGCAUUCAUGCCACUAUUUAAAGUUGCUAAUCAUAUAGUUCUAUGAAGUAGUUAUGAUUAUAAUGCGUAUAGUUUGCCUCAGAGCUUAAAAUUUCGGAAUCGUCUAGAAACUUUGGUAUCUUCUGAAAUUUUAA